Molecule: messenger RNA, 1784 nt
Organism: Diceros bicornis minor
Lineage: Eukaryota; Metazoa; Chordata; Mammalia; Perissodactyla; Rhinocerotidae
Gene: TCIM
Product: transcriptional and immune response regulator
Exons: 1
Coding region: 28-348 (106 amino acids)
Biological process (GO): negative regulation of Notch signaling pathway; endothelial cell activation involved in immune response
Cellular component (GO): cytosol; nucleus
Molecular function (GO): Notch binding
Source: RefSeq, a predicted model, not a curated record
GCUGAAUUCCUGAAGAUCCCCACAUCGAUGAAAGCAAAGCCAAGCCACCAAGCCAUCACCAUGUCCACCUCGCUGCGAGUGAGCCCGUCCAUCCACGGCUAUCACUUCGACACAGCCUCGAGGAAGAAAGCCGUGGGCAACAUCUUUGAAAACAUAGACCAAGAAUCACUACAGAGGCUCUUCAAAAACUCUGGGGACAAGAAAGCAGAGGAGAGAGCUAAGAUCAUUUUUGCCAUAGAUCAGGAUUUGGAGGAGAAAACACGAGCCCUGAUGGCCCUGAAGAAGAGGACGAAAGACAAGCUCUUCCAAUUUCUGAAACUGCGGAAAUAUUCCAUCAAGGUUCACUGAGGACAAGAGAAUGGAUAAGAACAUUAUUCAAGAACGGACAUUUAAAGACCAAGUGAGUUUGUGACACCCUAACACACGCAGCAUUUUGUUGCUGCCUUGCAAGCUUCUCUUCCGUCAGGACUCCGGAGGCUGGAAAGGAACAGAACUAGUCACAAAGACUCCAACUAAUUUCACGCCAGUCCUGUUACAGUGGAGAACAAGAUGCUUUCAGCAAGGUUUUGAAAACGCUCCCUGUGUGAAACGACUGAUGCCGGUGUCAGGGGGAGUCUGGACAGAUGUAACGAGAACUGAAACGGAAGAUAACCGAUGGCUGGGGAGGAAUUGCAGCCAGGGUCUCUUUGUCAGCCCCUAGGACUUAAAUUCAACCUGAACUUUUUUUCCUUAACCAAAUUGGGUAGAGGGAGGCAGAGGGAGAGGGGGAACAGGGAGAGAGAGAAUACUGCGCUCCAAUUGUUUAAGGAACUUUCAUUUGAAUGUUGCCAAGCUUCAAAGUUGUCUAUUGGUAUAGAUUUUUAGAGAUGAGUAAUUGAUUAUUUAUUUGCAUUUAUUACAAUGCCUGAAAAAGUGCACCACAUAGGUGUUAAUUACAAAUUCAAGGAACUGCAAUACUUUAAGCAGCUCAGUAAAACUGUACGCCACCUUCUGGUUUGUAAAGGGUUUUUAUGUGUUUCAAACUGGUUGCACAAAAUUUAAAAUAAUGGGGUCCUUUAUAAACCCAAAGUACUGUGAAAAAAUUUUAUAAUUUUUUUAUCUUCUAACUAAUGCUAAAAUAUAAUCGAAUUAAAUUCCUUACAGUUACUGCAGUAAGAAAUAGGAAGUGAAUAUGAUAUACUAGUUUAUAAAGAUGUUAUGGUUUCUAUAAUUUAUUAUACAUAACAAAUGAUGUGCAACCAUAAUAAAUUAUUAUAAACUUAGCUGCUCUUGGUCUGUGAUGAUUGGUAUCAAAAGAAAAAAUAAGAUGGUCUAUUUUUAUUGUUAUAAAAUUUUAUAAACUAUUACAAACUUUUCUAAGGAUUUUACUCUGAGAGUAAAAGGUGCUUUUAGAGUAGCUUUACAUUAAUUGCCACACUUUUCAAAACAAAUUCUUACGUCAAAUAUCUAGGAAGUUUCUCUGUUCCAACUUUAAAAUAUAAGAUAUAGACAUAGAAAUUCAUAGAUUGACUCAUCAACAUUGUUGUUUAUAUAUCCAUUGAGAGUGAGUUUUAAAAGUCUUUUCUCUGCAUAUUUUUGAAAUUUUUCCUCUGUGGCUACAGUAGCUAUGUAUAUUUUUACAUUUAUUUCUCCCAAAACAAUAUAUUUUGGGGUUAGAGUCUGAAUUAUGAUCAAGACUCUGUGGGUUACCAAUGUUUAUUUAAUACAAACCAGUAUAGGAAUAACAUUACAGUCGUCUUGCUUAUUUCCUCAUAAAAUUAUAAUAAAAUAUUUUUAAGACAGCA